Messenger RNA from Aspergillus puulaauensis, 390 nucleotides. RefSeq lists its product as uncharacterized. The coding region runs from base 1 to 390 and encodes 129 amino acids. NCBI's taxonomy places the organism in Eukaryota, Fungi, Ascomycota, Eurotiomycetes, Eurotiales, Aspergillaceae. The transcript is spliced from 2 exons. The record is from RefSeq and is a predicted model, not a curated record.
AUGCCUGAGGAUCGGAGUCGAUCUGCCGCGGUUGAUGGUGGCGAGCUGGUGAUACACCGGUCGUCGUACCAAGAGGCACUGGAAAUUGGGGACAAUGUCCGGUUUAAUCUUAUGCUAGUAUUCACUGGGAUAUUUACAGACCACGUUGUAGAUAAUUUACCAGAGUGCAAACCCCAGAGUAAGCAGUCAGUCGUCGCUAUGUUGUGGCUGUGCCGGGUUUACGAAAGUUACAACUGGGUCCGGACAUCGUCACUCAUAAUGCUCCAGCUCCGCCUUUUGCUCCAUCAAGACCACUCCUUGCGCUUCCUUCCUGUUCAAGCUUAUAUCAUUCUCUCCUUUCUCUCUAUCUCUCUCUCUCUUUCUUCAGCUCUUCGGGUUCUUACGUGCUGA